Neltuma alba is the source of this 2316-nucleotide messenger RNA. Its product is annotated as lipase-like PAD4. Gene Ontology annotation, biological process: lipid metabolic process. The transcript has 4 exons. Lineage: Eukaryota; Viridiplantae; Streptophyta; Magnoliopsida; Fabales; Fabaceae. The record is from RefSeq and is a predicted model, not a curated record. The coding region runs from base 63 to 1952 and encodes 629 amino acids.
UUCCCAUUUUUCUUCUUUGAGGUUCCACAACGAAGAGAAAAUGACUAUUCCAAAUUCCAUGGAUGCCGACGAAGCUUCGCCGUAAAUUUGAGACCAGUGAGAUGCUGGCAACGUUCCUGGCAUCGACGCCAUUGUUGUCGGAGUCAUGGAAGCUGUGCAGCCUGGCUAACACCGCCGCACCGUGGAGUUUCGUGACGGAGCGAAUCGGCAGCGUCGUUUAUGUUGCUUUCUCGGGUGUCCAAAUGGCCGGCGGGUCCGAUGCGAGCUGGUGGAGCCCGGUAGCUCUAGAUAGUAUUGGCGACGUGGCGUUGUUUUCAUCUCGUCGAAAUAUCGAAGGCGGGGAGCCGGCGAUGGUGUACGCUGGGAUGCUUAAUCUCUUCCAGUCAUUGUUCCACUCAUUACAAAACCAGAUGUUUGCAAUAAUAAAAAGUACAGAUGCAAAGUCCAUCGUCAUCACCGGGCAUUCCCUUGGAGGAGCCAUAGCCUCUCUGAGUACUAUUUGGUUCUUGUCUUGCCUCCGAUCCAUCUCGUCUGCUAUAUCAGUCUUAUGUAUCACUUUUGGCUCGCCGUUACUGGGAAACAAGUCUUUGUCCCAAGCCAUUCUCAAAGAAAGGUGGGGGGGCAACUUCUGUCACGUCGUCUCAAAUCAUGACAUAAUGCCAAGGAUGCUAUUUGCUCCUUUGCAACCUCCUCUCACUGCCCACCUGAACUUCCUGCUUCAGUUUUGGCACUUGUCCAUGGCUUCACUUGAACUUCGAAGGGUUGCAGUUCAAAUUUCUGAACCAGACAUUGCUGAUUUGUUCUCCUUCGUAGUGGCUUGCUUGGGUGCAGCAGCAAAACCCGAUGGAGAGGGAUCUUCGCAAAUUUCAUUUCACCCAUUUGGCAGCUAUGUCUUUGCUUCAGAGAAAGGAGCAGUGUGCGUGGAUAGUGCAACAACAGUAAUACAGAUGAUGCAUUUCAUGUUUGCACCCAGUUCUCCAGCUUGCAGUAUUGAUGAUCAUCUAAAGUAUGGAGAUUACGUAAAUCAUUUGUCCCUGCAAGCCUUUAAGAGGAAUUGCGAGCAGGCGAACAUUUCUGACUCAAGCUACGAAGCCGGGCUUGAAUUGGCCUUGAAGUCCUCAGGGGUCCCUAGCCAGGGAUCAGUUGCCAUGCCCAUCAAGGAAUGCUUACGGAUGGCAAGGAGAAUGGGUCGCUCACCAUCUCUAAAACAUGCCAGCCUAGCAGUCACAUUAUCUAAGUUUGUACCUUACAGAGCUGAAAUAGAAUGGUACAAGUCAUUGUGUGAUCAGGCGGAUGAUCAGCUUGGGUACUAUGACUCAUUCAAGAGGAGGGGCUCUUCAAGAAGGGGCAUGAAAAUUAACAUGAACCGUCUCAAACUUGCCAGGUUCUGGAACAAUGUAAUUGACAUGAUGGAAAGCAAUCAGCUACCUUAUGACUUUGAUAGGAGCAGAAAAUGGGUCAAUUCUUCUCAGUUCUAUAAACUGUUGGUUGAGCCAUUAGAUAUUGCAGAGUAUUACAGGAAAGGGAUGCACAGAACCAAGGGACAUUACAUACAGCACGGUAGAGAGAGAAGGUAUGAAAUUUUUGAUAGAUGGUGGAAGGAUAGAACGCCUUCUGCUGCAGAAGGAAAUCAUGUGAGGAGCACAUUUGCGAGUUUGACCCAAGAUACAUGCUUCUGGGCAAGGGUAGAAGAAGCAAGGGACUGGUUAGAUAGUGUUAGAAGUGAAAUUGACAUAAGCAAGGAGGCUCAUUUGUGGGAUAACAUCGAGAAAUUUGAAAAUUAUGCUGCUCAACUCAUUGAAAAUAAGGAGGUAUCCAAAGACGUUCUGGCUAAAAACUCAAGUUACAGCGUAUGGGUGGAGGAGUUAAGAGAACUGAGAGAAAUGAAAGCAAAAGUGCAGAACUUUCCUUAUCAGUUUACCCGUUUUGUGAACGGGGGAGUAGUUCCUUAAUUAGUAUGCAAUUUGAAUCGUGUAAGCCUUACUCUUUGCUUGUAAGCUAAUUAUGUCUGAGUCUCCCAGAACAGCUUCUGCUGCAAAAUAACUUGUAUGCUGCUUUAUGACUGUAUGCCAUCAGGAUAUCCUUACGUACGUAUUAAAAGCAGGGAAAAAGUGAGUGAUAAAUUAUCCUUGCCUGUUUUACCCAAGUGAACGAACGUUUACUUCAGGAACUUGCAAUUCAUUAAUAAUGAUGUAAGUAGGAUCAAGUCGCAUGGUUUAUACCUUGGGAACAAUACAACUUGUAAUAAAUAUAAGUAAUACAUAACAUAAGUUUGUGUGUGUAUUCAAUAUUGAUAUCUUAUUAUGAACAUGAAAA